AUGGCCGCACCUUUCGAGGCUGUCCACCCGGAGUCCGAUGCAGAGGCGAAGACCUCUCCCCCGAGCUCCCGUGGCUGGAUGAAGAAGACAGCAAUUGUGGUAACGCUGGGCCUGGGCGUCGUGGCUUUCCUGGCCAUGCCGGGUGCAAAGAAGUGUCAAUCCUUGGAUUUCGGUGCCUUCCAGGGAAAGUCCUCCUUGGGCGUGGAUGCGCAGAUGGCCCUGAAGGCCGACGCUCUGAAGAGCGUGAAGAAGCGCUCCCUGGCGGAGAAGAUCGUCAUGAAGGCCAUGAGGAGCACUGGCCACAAGUAUUCUCAGCACUACGAGCAGCAUGAGGUGCGGUCUUUGCCAGCAGAUCCGGCGGAUGCCGCGCGACAGAUGCUGACCAAGGACGAGAUCAUCGCCUAUAAGAAGCAGAAGAAUGCAGACCGCAUGCGCAAGGCCACCAACGCCUACUGUGCUUUCAACGUUCUGGAGGCUUUUGUGUCGGUGGUUGGCAUGGGCGACGACAUCAACGCCAUCAUCAGGACCUGCCCUGCUCCCCGAGAUGGCGAGUCGGAGCUCGCAUGCCAAGUGAACGGUGCCAUUUUGGUGACCUGGGUGGCCAAUGCUGCGGCGAAGCUCUCUUACGCCGCCUCGAACUGCGCCCUCAAUCUCAAUGUGGAUGCAGUGUGUUCCGUUGGUGUGACCGGCCUUGUCUCCGUGAUGGGUGAGCUGGCAGCGACCGCUUCCCUGGCUGCGGCCACGUGCACGGGGGUCCCGCCGCAGCUGACCACCAGCAAGAUCAGCGUCCUCGGCGACCAGACCGUGCGGGAUGGACGACGACUGCUCAUCGGUGAGGGUCCGAUUGGCGUGGGCGUGCAGUGCGGGGUUGACGUCGGCAUGGUGGUCGCCAACCUUGCCAACAUGGGCCUUUCCAUCAACUCGGCGGUGAACAGCGGCCAAUGCGGCCGCGUCAACCUCGACGGGCCCAUCAACAAGGUCUCCGGCCUCUACAGCGCACUGUGUACGGUGGACAUCGGCGGUGCGAUCGCCUACAUGAGCCAGGUGGUCACAUUCAUCAACUUGAUUGUGGUCCAUUGCCAGGACUUCUUGGACGUGAGCGCGCUCUGUGGCGCAAGCAUCUCCGGCAUCAUCACCGCUGCGGCCGCCAUGGCCCCUUAUGGUGCCGCGGUGCACGCGGCCUGCGCCAAGGGCAGCAUCCUCAAGAACCCCAAGAAGGCGGAGGCGAUCAGCAGCCUCUACACGGUGCCCACGCCCCGCCGCUUGGAGGAGCUGAAGCAGCUGAAUGCGGUCAAGGAUGCCAUGGCCAACCUCAAGGACCUCCGACAGCAGUUGGAGGCCAAGCUUGGCUUCAAUGCUUCGGUGCCGACCAUGUACUCCGAGGCGAACAUGGAGCAGAUGAUCCAACUCAUGGACGACGGAGUGGGCGACAACUCCGAGAAGUCCAUGCGCGGGUCCCCGGUCUUCUCCGAGGAAGAGUGCGACGAGUAG
Symbiodinium natans is the source of this 1491-nucleotide messenger RNA. Lineage: Eukaryota; Dinophyceae; Suessiales; Symbiodiniaceae. The record is from the annotation of a GenBank genome assembly.